This is a messenger RNA of Trichechus manatus latirostris (Florida manatee), 789 nucleotides long. RefSeq names its product ankyrin repeat domain 39 (gene ANKRD39). Gene Ontology annotation, molecular function: protein binding. The transcript has 4 exons. The record is from RefSeq and is a predicted model, not a curated record. Lineage: Eukaryota; Metazoa; Chordata; Mammalia; Sirenia; Trichechidae. Bases 64 to 615 code for a protein of 183 amino acids.
GAGCUGGCUUGGCCCCGACGCCGAGCUCACUGCUAACCGUUGGCACGGGACGCCGAGGACGGGAUGGCGGCCCCUGGCCCCUGCUCCGAUGGUCCGUGCUGCUCCCACCACAGUGCAGUGCCCAGCGUGCAGCAGACGCUAGAGGAGAUGGACUUUGAGAGGGGAAUCUGGUCAGCAGCCCUGAACGGAGACCUUGGCCGGGUGAAGUAUUUCAUCCAGAAGGCAGUGGACCCUAGUCAGCCCGACGCGGCUGGCUACACUGCUCUGCACUAUGCCAGCCGCAAUGGGCACUAUGCCGUGUGCCAGUUCCUGCUGGAAAGUGGAGCCAAGUGUGACGCCCGGACCCACGGGGGUGCCACCGCACUGCACCGGGCCAGCUACUGUGGACACACGGAAAUCGCGCGGCUCCUGCUCUCCUAUGGGUCCGACCCCCAGCUGGUGGAUGGUGAUGGCAUGACCAGUCUGCAUAAGGCUGCUGAAAAGGGUCACAUGGACAUUUGCUCCCUUCUGUUGCAACACAGCCCAGCCCUGAAGGCUGUCCGGGACCAGAAGGCACGGCUGGCAUGUGACCUGCUUCCCCGCAACAGUGACCCUCAGGACCUGCUUGCCAGCUGAACACCAUCUCCUGUCUCAGGCCGCCUUUCAGGGGUAUGCAGGCUGAGUCUCCAAGUCUUAUCCUGGUCAGCAUCCACGCUGCAGACGGGCACUGCAGGAAGACCCAGGAAAAGCCCUGUGGCUGGCCACUGUGGAAGCAAGGGAGUAGAUUUGGUGGGGCUGCAAGUGAUUAAG